AUGCCACACCAUACAUCCCAAACCUUCUUGUUCGCUACCCUCCCAUCCUCGACGUCUACUCCUGUGACACCUUCCCGCAAGCAGAGCUUCGGUAGUGUCUACAGCAGCCGCAGCGCCAGCAUCAUUAGCAGUGUCGGCACGAUCGGCUCCAUCGCUAGCCAUAACGGCGGCGGCAGCAGCCAUUCCUUCUAUAACCUCUCCAAGGACAGCAACAGGAGCAAUCUCGACCUGCCGCUUCCUCUUCGUCAUUCCACGUAUCCGGUUCUGUACAGCCAUGCCAAUUACUCGAAUCUCAGCAUCAGUCAACAUAACACAUCGGGACACAGCAUCUACAGCUCGAACUCUAAUGCGAGCUCCUGCUUCAGCUUCGCCUCGUCCCAGAACUCUGUCUCAGUAGACCAAGUUCACCACGCCUUCGGGUCCUUGCCUCCUCCUUGUCCUCCUCCUGCCUCCAUCUUUUCUGCUUCUUCUUCUUCUCUGCCUCUCGCUGCCUCUGUCAAUAUCCCCAUCAACACACCUACUCCCAAAGCAACAAAGUCACUUUCCUCCUCUUCCGCUUCCUCCCUGUCCUCUAGACAUCGCAACUCUCCCAAAUCCCCUUAUCAACAGCAGCAGCAAAACAGCCCCAAAGUCUUUCCAACACCCUCUCACCACGCCUCCUUGUCACCAUCCUCCUCGUCGACCGAUCUAUCUUUGCCUCACACUCCUUCUCCACCUCCUCAAUCACGUUCUCCUUCUCUCCGCACUUUGCUGCUCCCCUCUGCCGCUGCCAUCGGUGCGCUCCCACCCCGCAAACGAAUCUCAAACACUAUCCCCCCUUUGAAUACAAAGUCCCUUGUUCAGCCUGCAACGCUAUCACCCUCAUUCCUCUCCAGCCGUUCGACCACCAUGAGCUCCACCUCUCCCAGCUGUGAAUCGCCAGCCUUUGGAAGCACCUACUCCGAUGCCUCCAGUGCUUAUGGAUCGACUCCAUCGACCCCGACCCAUUCGCGUCCCUUUAUCUCCAUGGCCAUCACGGAGUUGGUGAUUUCUGAAGCCCACUACCUUGCCGCUGUCAACCGAAUCGGUAAUGCUUUGAGCCAGGCGGCUGAGGCCAAUUCUGCCGCAGGCCACAAAGAGAGCUCUACUCUCCGAUCUGUCAGCGUUCGAUGGGCUGAAUUGACCAGAAUGCAAACCAAGUUCCACGAUGAUGUGGUGGCCGUCAAUGAAGACCUCCGUGAGACUGCCGGACUCUUGAAUAGCCUCUUGGUGACUCUGGAGCCCAUCCUGAUUGACCACAGCCGGGACCUGUCCAUCUCCUUGAAAAAGCUAAUCCGUCGCGAUCAGAAGUCAGAGCACACGGCUGCCAAAUGGGAGUCUGCCCUUCGCCAGCCUCUGGACCAUUUGUCGAGCUAUGAGGAGUGGCUCCUGCGCAUCGAUCCCCAGCUCAAGUUCUGCAAGGACUACCAUACCCAUCUCCAAGGACUGAUCUACAAAACCAAGAUGGUCGCAGACGCCAACCAACACCCACGCAACAUGCUCCGUCGUCUGAGCACCAUGGCACGCGAUGUCAUCAAACGUCGCUCCUCCGUCCAACUGCUCACCCAAGGCCCCCUCUCCGAGACCACAACUCCUACUACCCCCCACUCUGCCUCGACCCUUGACUCGAGAUACUCCGAAAAGUCGGAAGCUUCAACCAGCUGGCCUACCACUCCUAACUCCAUCCCUAUGACGCCUGACAACACCGUGAUGGUUCUGGGUAUUGCCAAUAACGACUUGACGAUCGACACUGUAACGAAACCAGCUUCGACUACUACCUCAGAAACGAAAUCUCCUUUGGAGAAGGGUCUCCCCAACAUCCCCUCCGACACUUCCUUCUCACAAUCUCAACCUUCCUCCCCUCAGGAACCCGCCACACCUAUCGCUGACACCUUCCUGGUACCCCCGCAGGUCAAGCAGUUGCAUCACUGCCCCUCCUCCGCCUCCGAGUUGAGUAGCACCACCACCUUGGCCAUCCCUUCUUCAUCAUCCCUCACCUCAUCUUCGACCUCGGUUCACUCCAAGAACUCCUCCUCUUCCGCAGAAACCAUCAUCCAAGUCCAGAUUCAAGAACAAAUCCACCUCCGCUCCAACACUUCGAACGCUACCUUGACGCGCCAAAAGUUCUUGGACGACAAGGAGGCCCGCAAGGCUACCCUUCGAGUAGGCACAAGUGAUACCAUCCAAGCCAGGGCUCAGAGCUUGCAGUCCCCCUCGUAUAACUCACGGGCAUCGGCUGAGAGCUUGAGAAAGGUCUCGCCUACAAAGCCUGAGGCUGAGAAGCCCCCUGUCAAGUCGCUGAUUAACUUCUGGGAGCAGGUCAAUGAUCCUCUGGAGGUCUAG
Linnemannia hyalina is the source of this 2361-nucleotide messenger RNA. The record is from the annotation of a GenBank genome assembly. Lineage: Eukaryota; Fungi; Mortierellomycota; Mortierellomycetes; Mortierellales; Mortierellaceae.